GAGCGCGCGUGGUGACCAGACUUGUUGCCCCCCCCAAGACACGCGAGGAACUCGGGAAUCGACGUUUAAGACACUCGGCGCACACGGCUCGUUCUUGCUUACGAGAGAAACAACUGGUUCGACGAUCUUGUUUUGGUUGGAGAGAAAAAUCGAUCAUGGUCCACGAUCCCAUGCAGCAGUUUGGUGAGGCACCGGUAUUUGUCAACCCACGAAGAAGAGGCGGGAUAAACUACGCGGCAGAUUCAGCGGAGGCCAAGUGGGCGGCAGGGGCCGCGGCUCAGCCAUGCCGGGAAGACACACGCGGACGGAUGAGUGUCGAUCAAGAAGCAGAGGUGGGCGCGGAAAUGCUGCGGAUGAUGAAAAUGUGGUCCUUCAAUGGUGGAGCCGAAGCACACGCCGGGCAGGAGGCACCAGUGGGUCAACGCUGAUGAUGUCGCCGAUACAUGCUGGAGGCGGCCUGGCCUGGCUGGCUUCAUUUAGCCGGGCUUGGACACACCACGAACAAUUUUUGGAUGCGAGCAGGUUUAGAGAAAUUUAGCGGCGUGUCUGUAUUCAUGUGGUCGAGGCGACACGUUCUCCUUCCAUACACGCUGCAAUUUCCCCCCUCCAUAUGGUCUCCGACCCUGAGGCUAGAGUCAAGGCGCCGCGGUGGUUUGUUCGUUUGUCUGCAUGCCUGUGUUUUUUUUUUGUGAGUGUGAGUGUGUGUGUGUCCAAGUCGAGAUUGUCCUGUUGUUGCCUUUCAUCUCUCCAGAUGGAAGUGCGGCACCCGAAGUCGCGCAUGCCAUCGUCGCAUUUGUACCGCUUGCGGUUUGCAUAUUUUAGUUGAAUUUUGUAUGUUUCCGGUGUUCCCCUUUGACCACUUUGGGGUGUGUGUGCACGAGUAGGCUUGACUCGCUGCCCUUGACUACGAGGGACAAGGAUGGUGUGUGCUAGUCGAGCGUUUCUGAACACCAGAGCUCAACAAGAGAGUGAGUUGAGCGUGGGAGAGCUGUUGAUAGGUGUAAAUUAUGGCUGUGGUUGUGACUUUGAAGCUCUUGGUCAGGCGGCGAGUUUUUGGUCAUGGGCAGGUGGGCUCUUGCUGGCUUGAUCGAUUCUAUUUUAUGCUUGUACUUCGAAUAUAUAUAUAUUUUGUGCUUAAGGACGUGGGGAAGAAGGGCAUCGUUGGAAAGGGCGCUUUUCUUAUGUCUAGCAGCAAUCGCAUCGCCUGGCGAUAGUACACGCUUGGACCUGCAACCAGUGCACGUAGAGUGUGGGGAGUGUCAUAUCUAAGCGUUCUCCAUGGCUGGCUCGAAAGCUCCUGGCUUCGGCCGGGUCCUCCUCUUCGCCAGUUUUUUCCGUUGUACAAGAGGGGGCUUAUUGUUCGAUGACGAUGUGCGUCUGAGUCGUCCCGGGGUGUCACCUGUCGCCGGUGGGGGGGAAGUCAUGUCGUUUUAUUCAUGUGCCUCGCUGGCUGCAAAUAACAUGUUUCUUCGUGGACGGGAGGACGAGAGGCGAGAGGUAGCAGCCUACGUAGUAAACGGAAAUCGCGUGGUUUGUGUUGCACCGGUCACCCCGGUGACCAUGUAUAGUUGGUCAUCCCGAACCCCUUCUGGCAACCAGGUCGAGAGUGCGAGUGUUGGGAAUGAUUGUACGGCGAUAUAUAGAGUAUACACUUCGGGGAACGGGCAGAACUAUCCCUGUUUUGAAAGAUUAGGGCACGCGGGGCAGAGGGUUGUGUGUGUGGCCGACCGCGUGCCGGACUUGUUGUUGUACAGCAGUUGGGAGAAGCAACAGCGUAC
This is a messenger RNA of Ectocarpus siliculosus, 1778 nucleotides long. NCBI's taxonomy places the organism in Eukaryota, Phaeophyceae, Ectocarpales, Ectocarpaceae. The record is from the annotation of a GenBank genome assembly.